AUGUUACUAUCACCUAAUAAUGUUAACGCUCCUAGAAUAAACGCCAUUAUUAAUACUGACAAGCCAGUAUAUGAACCAGAGGAUCAGGUAUUUGUAGAAAUAUUAUUGAUUGAUCCUUUGAAAAAAACUCCCUAUUAGUUUUCUCAAUUAUAAUCGGUAAAUACUAAUGCAGCACCUCAAAAUGCUUAGCUUCAGCUUCAAUCAACAGAAAUUUUAAUUGUGUUGACUGAUUUGAAUGGGAUAUCAAUUGGAAAAACAUCUUAAGAAAUUAAUUAUUUCAAUUUCACCAGAAUACUGACGAAUCCAUCACUAGGAUUCACUUACUUACUUCCUAAAAAUUUGAGUGAUGGCUAAUAUCUGAUAAGUGUCGUGAGUAAAGAUUUCCCUCCAGAGUAAAAAGUCAUUUAAGUAAAAUCCUAUUAUGAUUUUUUUCCUCAAAAAUAUGAAGUUAAGCUAAUGAUUUUCAAUGAAAAGGUAGAAUUAAAUCAAACAAUCUAUGGAAGGGUUGACAUUCUUAACAAUACAUAAAUCUAUGACAACUUCGUCCCUCUACCUUCAAAUUAUUCUAGUUAUACUUUAAGCAUUAACUAUAAGUGCUAAAGUAUUCAGGAAACUCUCAACUUGACACUGGAUCAGUCAGAAUUUAUUUAUUUCUCUAUAAAUCCCUAAAUCUAUCUAGAACAGGGCAAGAUAUGCUAACUUUAAAUUAAAGCAACCAUUAAAAUUGAUAAUUCUACUUAUUAAUCCGAUGAGCUUGGAUUUAAGUUGGGGGAUAUUGACUAUUCUUACUAUUAAAACAUCAAAGCUAUCUUCCAAAGUAUGUAGCUUAGUGACCCAGUUGUGAAUGACUACCAAACAAUUUAUUACUAUACCUAUGUGGACUAAAAUUAGACUGGAUAAGUAACAGAUAUACCAUUCAUCUUCAAAAAUGGAAGAUUUGGAGCAUAUGUUAAUGAUGGUAAAAGACCUGAUGCAUCUAUGCCUACUUCAACGCCUUUUAAUUUCUAGGGUUCUGCCAUGAUUGGAAAUCAUUUUACAAUAACGGCUGAUUCUUUUUAUGACUCUUAUUAUCCAUAUCCUGAUAUUAAAUAAUCUUAAAGAAAUGUAAUUAGAAUUCCAAUAAUUAUCGAUGGGAUCUAAACUAUUAGAAAAUAAUACUAGAAUCAAUUAGAUUUGUCUACUGUGAAUUACACUUUUGAUCCGUAAUAACUUAAGACAUUUAAAUAUUCUAAAUAUGACAAUGAAUUUGGAUUGUAUUUUAAUUAUUCUGAUGGUAUUUUCAGUUUGAACCCUCAAAGCAUAUCCCAACCACUAUUAGUCUUGGGUUCAUUCCCUACCUUGGACAAAUUAAAUCAAUAUUUUAGUUAAUAGUACUAAUUAUUCUCAGCAAUAACUUCUAAAUCAAAUGAUUUUACUACAAACGCCUAAGUUUUUAAUACCUAACAGAAAAAUAAUUUAAAUUAAAAUAACCUGAGAAUUGUCUAAAAAUUUGUAAACUAUACUAUUGAAUUUCUAGGAUACAUUUACCAAAAUAAUGUAACUGCUCUCAGAUUUACUAAUGAUAGCUAAAAAAAUUUAAAUAUCCUGGUUAGCUUGUUUCCUGAGUAUUCUAAUGCGAAACUAAUAAGUUAUUAUGGAUUAUAAAAUAUAGUGCAAUCAAUUUGUAAAAAUAGUAUUUAUUAAGGUGAAAUAGCAAACAAAUCUCUUAAUAUUGGAGUUACUUUUUCAAUACGUGAUGGUGAACGUGUAUUUGGUGCUGAUGAUAAUCUCAUAAUUUAUAUCAACACUUCAUAUGUGCCAAAAAACAGUGGUAUUUACUUACUCAGUAUAAAAAAUAAAGAAAAGUUUCCAAAUGGAGGUAUACUGACAUUAAAUCUGCAUAGAAUAAAGCAAGAAUACUUUAAUUUUGAUACAGCCAUUGGGUCAGCAAAAUAUCCUAUUUGUGACUACAACAUCAUUCAGACCAUGAUUAAAAAUGGCACAUUACCAAGAAGUAUUUUAGACAAUAGAGAUAAUAGCUAAUGCAUUCAUAUCUCUUUGAAUGGUUUGGUCAAUUUUACUGAAUUUAUUGGAGCUAUCUCUUUCUUUAAAACAGCAUAGACUAAUACCACUAGAGCAGAGAUAAAGUAGAUGAGAGAUAACUAUGUUCCAGAGGACAAACCAAAUGAAAACAUACUUGAACCUAGCCUUUCAUAUCAGGCUUAUUUUAAGAAUGAAAUUGAUGAAAAUACUCUCGGCUUUUUGAACCCUUAAAAUAUAACUCUUCAACCCUUUGCCCUAUUCGCAUAGUACUUUGGCUUUACUUUAGCCAACAAAAACACUUCCUAUUAAUACAGUGUUUAAACUUACAAAAUGUCUAAACAAUCUAAGCAUAUUCUAUCAUUUGUGGUUACAAGGAAUUAAUCUUUCGAAUAAUACGCAGUCUCAAUUGAAUAAUCAACUAAGAUCCUUCCUAUUGGAACAAGAAAAUUCAUUAAUUCUGCUGGUAUUAUUUAACUUAACUAAAGUUUGAUAUAAGAUGCAAUUCAGUUUACCGUCUUAAUGGCUGAUGUCUACCAGUACAAUACUACCUUCGUUGAGGUAGUUAUUCUUCCUUCCUAUGAAGCUUAUCUAAAGCAGACAUUAACUAACCUUGCCAAGAAAAAAAUUGAAACAGCUGAUGACAUAUUUGUUUAGCUUGAGUUGAUAAAUCAACUGAUUGAUGUCCUGAAUAAUCAAGCUUUAAAUUCAAAUAAUAUUGCUACUAAUCUAGGAGUUAUAACUGAGUCAAUAUCCAAGGCUAAAUAUCUCUGUAAUUAGAUGAUAUAUUAUGAGGAAUGGACUGUUUAAAACGCAAGGGAUAAGAAUGGAAACUAUAACCUAGGUUCCUCAAAUUUGGCUAAUUCAGCACCUUAAAAUAUUUCUAACGCUUUUAUCUUAUACUCAAUUAAGGAAGUAGAGUAAACUUAUUCGAAUAAAACAUUAAAUAUCUCGAGUGAACUCUAAACCCUAAUAAAAGCUGUAAACAAAACUUGCAAUAUAAGUGUGAAAUUUGAAGAUCUCAAAUCUGACCCUAUUUAAUUGGCUCUCACUUAUUUGGCUGCAUUUAAUUAUUCUGACAUUAAAGUUGUUUAGCUUUAAAAUUUGACUGAUUUGAUAUUCAAGUAGUUAUUAAAACACUAAAAAGAUUCAGGAGAAUUUGAUUCACCUGCGAGCUAGUCAUAGUUUUAGUAUUCUAUCUUUAAUGGCUAAGGUGAUAGUAGAAUAAUAGAAGCAACAGCUUUGGGUGUAAUAGCAAUGGUUUAAACUAAUAAAUCUCUUUAUUAAUAGAACAUAACUUCUGCUAUAAAUUAUCUAUUGAAGCAAAGCAAUCAAGGAAUGUUUGGUGGUAAUCUUGGUACCAUAUUAACUUUCAGAGCUCUUAAAUUAUAUGGUUAUAAUCAUUCUUCACUUGGAUCUGAUGUUUAAUUCAUACUUCAAGGUCUAGGAAUAAAAAAUAAGACAGCGAAAUUCAAAUCUUAUUCAGAACCAAUCUAGUUUAGUCUAAACGGUUAAGAUUUUAAUCCAGCAUUGAAAGUUGUACCAAUAACAGUAUCCAUGAUAGGUAGUGGACUAUUAAAGAAGGAUUUGGGUCUUGCUUUCUACACAGUGUAUUCUAAUAUUGAUAACAAAUACGAGGGAUUCAAUUAAACAACAAUCUAUCAACCAUCAAAGAAGGAUCCACAAUUACCUAUUAGGUAUAUUUGCAAAACCUUAACAAAAUCAAGAGUCAAAGCGUAAUCAAAGUAACAUUCCCUUAUCCUAUUUGCUUGA
Messenger RNA from Stylonychia lemnae, 3792 nucleotides. NCBI's taxonomy places the organism in Eukaryota, Ciliophora, Spirotrichea, Sporadotrichida, Oxytrichidae. The record is from the annotation of a GenBank genome assembly.